This is a messenger RNA of Micromonas pusilla CCMP1545, 1053 nucleotides long. RefSeq lists its product as uncharacterized. Bases 1 to 1053 code for a protein of 350 amino acids. The record is from RefSeq and is a predicted model, not a curated record. NCBI's taxonomy places the organism in Eukaryota, Viridiplantae, Chlorophyta, Mamiellophyceae, Mamiellales, Mamiellaceae. The transcript has a single exon.
AUGACCGUCGCCGUCACCGGUGCCACGGGCUUCGUCGGCCGCGCCCUCGUGCGCGAGCUCCAGGCGAACGGGCACGACGUCCGCGUCUUGACCCGCGACGCGUUCGCCGCGCGGCUCUCGAUGCCGGGCGCGGCGCUCAAGGGCGCGAAGUUUUACGCGAACGACACCGCGAAUGGCUACCUGCGAUGGUUCGACGCCGUCGACGGGUGUACCGGGGUCGUCAACCUGGCCGGCGCGUCCAUCUCGAACCCGUGGAACGAGGCGUAUAAGAAAACGCUCGUAGAGUCGCGGUUACGCGCGACCAAGCGCGUCGUCGACGGCAUAAACGCUGUCCCGAAAGACCGCCGCCCCACGCUCGUGUCUUCCAGCGCCGUCGGGUACUACGGGACCUCCAAGACGAAGACGUUCGACGAGAACUCCGCGCCCGGGCGUGACUUCCUCGCGCGCCUGUGCGUGAAGUGGGAGCGAGAGGCGAAGAAAGCGGACACGCCGACGACGAUCGUGCGCACCGGCGUCGUCCUCGAGAAGGGCGGCGGCGCGCUCGGGAAGAUCUUGCCCAUCUUCCAGCUGUACGGCGGCGGUCCUCUCGGAGACGGGUCGCAACGCUUCUCGUGGAUCCACCGCGACGACCUCGUCGCGUUGAUCGUCGCGGCGUUGGAAGACCCGGAGAAGUACGAGGGCACGCUGAACGGCACCGCGCCGGAGCCGACGACGAUGAACGGUCUGUGCGAAGCCGUUUCAGCCGCGACGAACCGCCCGAACUGGCUCCCCGUGCCCGGCGUAGCGCUGCGAUUGCUCCUCGGCGAGGGCGCGACGGUGGUGUUGGACGGGCAACGCGUCGAGCCGAGGGAGACGCUUCGGCGGGGGUUCAAGUUUUCGCACGAGACAGUGGAUGACGCCCUGUGCGCGAUCGUGCGCGGCGAUAGCAGCGGGAAGAAGAAGGGAGAGGAGGAUGAUGAGGAGGAAGACGUCGUCGCCGUGGACGAAGACGACGAAGAGGAAGAGGAAGCGGAGGCGGCGGCGGUGGAGGAGGAGGAGAUCGUGAACGCGUGA